Plectropomus leopardus (leopard coralgrouper) is the source of this 2180-nucleotide messenger RNA. It is a transcript of the gene bmp3, whose product is annotated as bone morphogenetic protein 3. Gene Ontology annotation, biological process: osteoblast differentiation. The record is from RefSeq and is a predicted model, not a curated record. Lineage: Eukaryota; Metazoa; Chordata; Actinopteri; Perciformes; Serranidae. Gene Ontology annotation, molecular function: growth factor activity; cytokine activity. Gene Ontology annotation, cellular component: extracellular region.
UGAAAGCUGAGACGGGGGGACGGUUGACUGCUGCUCCUGAAAUCAGCUCACAGCUCGGAUACAAAAACCAAGCGCGUCGCUCUUUUAGCGGCUCAGUUCUCCCGCAUCUCUUCCGUUACACCGACACUUUUAUCACUCACUCACUGCAGCACGUUUAGACCUGCAACUUAGACAAAACUUGGAUAACGCUCUUUUAUAAGUAUUUGUUUUUCCUGCAAACCUUCCUCUUGUGCUGCGACUGGUGUCAAAGGUGAUGGUAUCAUUUUCUAACAGAGGACUCCUCAGGUGAUGGUAUGUCUUUUUGGAGAUAGGGACCACUUUUGGAAACGUGCAAAGUUUUCCACAGCUGUUAUUUUUCCUGCUGUUACCUUCGCGUCGGCCCGAGCAUGGCUCUCUACUCUCGGUUUGUGGUCGUGCUGCUUUACGGAUGGAGUUAUCUGUGCGUUGGAUACUGCGCGAUGCUGAAAACGGACAGUUUCCCUCAGAGACGGACGGUGGAUUUUACGCAUUCGGAGGAUAAAAAGCAUCCCGCGAAGCACGAGCAGGAUCUGCUUUUACAGGAUACAAUGACGGAACACAUGCAGAUGCUUUACGCGAAGUACAACCGGGCUGGGUUUCCCUUCAAGGACGGCAACACGGUCCGCAGCUUCAAAGCGCACUGGGGUACGAUAAACAAGAAGCAGCUGCAAAUCUUCAACCUCACCUCCCUCACCAAGUCAGAGGACGUUCUGUCAGCCACUCUUCAUUAUUACAUUGGAGACCUCCAGAACAGCACGCAUGGCUGUUCCAGGUCCAAAAGCUGUGCCCGCCACGGCCCAAGGAGGCACAACCACAUACACAUGGUCAUCUGGAGCUUCGCCUCUGUGGAUAACAAGAUAAGGACUCUAGGACACUUUCGGAUCAAUGUGUCCACCCUCUACAGGGACUUCAUAUCUUGGCAGUGGAAGGACAUAACUCGUGUGGUCAACCAGGCCAAACACCAUGAUGAGUUGCUCAUCGGUAUCGAUGUGGCCUCACAAGGUCCUCAACCGUGGAAGAAGCUCCUGUCAGACAGAUCACCCUACAUCCUGGUCUACGCCAACGACUCUGCCAUUUCAGAACCUGAAAGUGUUGUAGCCACCCUCCAAAGACACCACUCAGUGGGAGGGGACGGCUCCAUUUCACACAACUUCCAAAAACUGGGACUGCGUGAGCGAAACGACACCGAACAAGAGCGGCCGCAGCCCAGACACAAGCGUUCAGUGAACGUUCUGCUUCCAUUACAAAACAACGAACUUCCCGGACCAGAAUAUCCGUACGAGACGACCGGGUGGGACGAGACGAGUCCGUACGAACCUUUUGAAAACAAGCAGGCCCGUAGGCCACGAAAAAAGACACGCAAGAAUCAGCGGCACAAGAUGCCCCUGCUGCAGUUCGACGAGCAGACAAUUAAAAAGGCGCGAAAGAAGCAGUGGAACGAGCCCAGGAACUGUGCUCGGAGGUACCUGAAAGUGGACUUUGCUGACAUCGGAUGGAGUGAAUGGAUUAUAUCGCCUAAAUCGUUUGAUGCCUACUACUGCUCAGGGUCCUGCCAGUUCCCAAUGCCAAAGGCUCUGAAGCCCUCGAACCACGCCACCAUCCAGAGCAUAGUGCGAGCAGUGGGCGUCGUCCCGGGCAUCCCCGAGCCGUGCUGCGUCCCAGAGAAGAUGUCCUCCCUCAGCAUCCUCUUCUUUGACGAGGACAAGAACGUGGUGCUGAAAGUCUACCCCAACAUGACUGUAGACUCGUGCGCCUGUAGAUAGUUUCUUUGUCCUUUAUCUCACACAGAAAAGACCAAAAAACAACAAAAAAAUAAUAAUAAUUCAACACAUGCAGCCAAAACGACACUCUCUCCUCCUGUCCCUCUGGUCUCACACUCUUUCACUCACAAACACCCAGCACACUUCCCUUUUGCACUGGAGGAGAGUCCUGCCUGUUGUUCCAGGUGAAGGAGACUGUUCAUGGGAAGGAACGGAUCGUGUGAGUUAUCCUCGUGGAAGAUGACUGGAAUGGAAAUCUCCAUGCUCCGAUUUCACCACUGUUUAUCUUUAUGUCUUUAUCACCGCCGCUCAGUUAUCCGUUGGGCGGGAGCAGCGUGAUGGGAUCAUAAACUCAAUAGCAAGAUAUACAAACACCGAUCGAGGCCUAAAAGAGAGGCAAAA